CUUUUCCAGGGCUGAUGUUUGCAGGGUGUUUUUUUUUUUUUUUUUUUUUUUUUUGAACCAAAGCAGAAAUCAUCCUGUAUCCUUAUGCAAUUCUUCCGGCAGGCUCCAACAGAUAAAUAAAGCCCACCACGCUCCAUGGGUCUACCUUUCCCAGCAGAGCACCUGGAUUGGUCCCAAAGCCUCCAACCACCUGCACGCCUGCCAGGGCCUCUCUGGGGCAGCCAUGAAGUCCCUUGUCCUGCUGCUUUGUCUUGCUCAGCUCUGGGGCUGCCACUCAGCCCCACAUGGCCCAGGGCUGAUUUAUACACAACCGAACUGCGAUGAUCCAGAAACCGAGGAAGCAGCUCUGGCGGCUAUAGACUACAUCAAUCAAAACCUUCCUUGGGGAUACAAACACACCUUGAACCAGAUUGAUGAAGUAAAGGUGUGGCCUCGGCGGCCCUUCGGAGAGCUAUUUGAGAUUGAAAUAGAUACCCUGGAGACCACCUGCCAUGUGCUGGACCCCACCCCUGUGGCAAGAUGCAGCGUGAGGCAGCUGAAGGAGCAUGCUGUCGAAGGAGACUGUGAUUUCCGGUUGUUGAAACUAGAUGGCAAGUUUUCCGUGGAAUACGCAAAAUGUGAUUCCAGUCCAGCAGACUCGGCCGAGGACGUGCGCAAGGUGUGCCGAGACUGCCCCCUGCUGGCCCCGCUGAACGACACCAGGGUGGUGCACGCCGCGGAAGCUGCCCUGGCAGCCUUCAACGCUCAAAACAACGGCUCCAAUUUCCAGCUGGAGGACAUUUCCCGGGCUCAGCUUGUGCCCCUCCCACCUUCUACCUAUGUGGAGUUUACAAUGUCUGGCACUGACUGUGUUGCUAAAGAGGCCACAGAGGCAGCCGAGUGCAACCUGCUGGCAGAAAAGCAAUAUGGCUUUUGUAAGGCAACACUCAGUGAGAAGCUUGGUGGGGAAGAAGUUGCAGUGACCUGCACGGUGUUCCAAACACAGCCCGUGACCUCACAGCCCCAACCAGAAGGUGCCGAUGAAGCAGUCCCCACCCCCGUGGUGGACCCAGAUGCACGUCCGUCCCCUCCACUUGGCGCACCUGGACCCCCUCCAGCUGGCUUACCCCCACACUCCCAUGUGUUAGCGGCAGCUCCCCAAGCACUCCCAUCGCACCGGGCGCACUACGACCUGCGCCACGUCUUCAUGGGUGUGGUCCGAUUGGGGUCACCCUUAGGAGAAGCGUUGCACCCCCAGAAAACACACCCAGUGGUGCAGCCUAGUGUUGGUGCUGCUGCUGGGCCAGUGGUUCCUCCAUGUCCGGGGAGGAUCAGACACUUCAAGGUCUAGGUUAGACAUGGCAGAGAUGAGGAGGUUUGGCACAGAAAACAUAGCCACCAUUUUGUCCAAGCCUGGGCGUGGGUGGGGGGCCUUGUCUGCUGGCCACACAAGUGUCACAUGUGAUCUACAUUAAGUCUUGAAUCCCUAUCUCCCGUCAUUCCUCACAGGACAGAAGCAGAGUGGGUGGCGGUUAUGUUUGACAGAAGGCAUUAGGUUGACAACUUGUCAUGAUUUUGAUGGUAAGCCACCAUGAUUGCGUUCUCUGCCUCUGGUUGACUUUACAAAAACCACUGGAACUGUGACUUUGAAAGGUGCUUUUGCUAAGCUUAUAUGUGCCUGUUAAUAAAAGUGCCUGAAAGACCUUCCUUAAUAAAGAAGGUUCUAAGCUGAA
Messenger RNA from Nomascus leucogenys (northern white-cheeked gibbon), 1712 nucleotides. NCBI's taxonomy places the organism in Eukaryota, Metazoa, Chordata, Mammalia, Primates, Hylobatidae. The record is from RefSeq and is a predicted model, not a curated record.